Molecule: messenger RNA, 588 nt
Organism: Polychytrium aggregatum
Lineage: Eukaryota; Fungi; Chytridiomycota; Chytridiomycetes; Polychytriales
Exons: 1
Coding region: 1-588 (195 amino acids)
Source: RefSeq, a predicted model, not a curated record
AUGAUCUCGACCGACGCUCAGCCCCUCCUCAGAUCCUGCUCCCAAUGCCGUGCCAAGACCAAUGUCCCUGCGCACCUCUAUUUCAGUCGCAAGGGCGAUGGCAGCUAUAAUAGUCUUUGUGAUGAUUGCUGUGCCAGACAGAGACUCAAGAACGAGAGACGCAAGAUCGCCACAGCCAAUACCAAAGUCGAUGAUUCCAGUGUCUCCAAGAAGUGCACCAAUUGCAAGGUGGUCAAACCUCUCGAUCAAUAUCGGACCAAAGGAGAAAAAUUGACCAACUCGUGCAUCUCAUGCCUCGACAAAUUCGCCCGAAGCGAUCAGUCCCGCGGAACCAACAAGGCCACUCGCGAGAUCACCAGGCAGCAGCGCAAGCAACAAGCAGGUUCUGCUUCAUCCGAGAUGCCUAUCGAAGAGAGGAAUGCUAUCCGCCUCGAAUACGAGCAGGAAGUGAGGGAGCAAUCGACCAGCAUCCUCACCCCCGAGGAGCUCGAGGAAGUCGAGCGAAAGAGGGCCAUGAACAGAGAGCGUCAGCGCCGCUACCGCGAGCGCCAAAAGGCCGGUGUGCAGGAUGUCGCCGAUUCUGCUUGA